Messenger RNA from Monodelphis domestica (gray short-tailed opossum), 1932 nucleotides. RefSeq names its product OTU domain-containing protein 3-like. Gene Ontology annotation, molecular function: cysteine-type deubiquitinase activity. The record is from RefSeq and is a predicted model, not a curated record. Gene Ontology annotation, biological process: protein K48-linked deubiquitination; protein K11-linked deubiquitination; protein K6-linked deubiquitination. Lineage: Eukaryota; Metazoa; Chordata; Mammalia; Didelphimorphia; Didelphidae.
AGCAGUUUGUAAACCUCAAUUGUCUAUUUCGAGCUCUUGGUGAUCAAUUAGAGGGACAUUCACGAAAUCAUCUUAAGCACAGACAGGAGACUGUUGACUAUAUGAUCAAACAGCGGGAUGAUUUUGAGCCCUUUGUGGAGGAUGAUAUUCCCUUUGAGAAACAUGUUUCCAGUUUGGCAAAACCUGGUACUUUCGCUGGAAAUGAUGCAAUUGUAGCCUUUGCAAGAAAUCAUCAAAUGAAUGUUGUUAUUCAUCAGCUUAAUGCCCCUUUGUGGCAGAUUCGUGGUACAGACAAAGCUAACGUUAGGGAGCUACACAUUGCAUAUAGGUAUGGUGAGCACUACGACAGUGUUCGGAGAAUCAAUGAUAACUCAGAGGCUCCUGCGCAUCUUCAGACAGAGUUUCAGAUGCUUAAUAAAGAUGAAUCAAAUAAGAGAGAGAAGAUUAAGCCAAAGGAGGAGGACUUUGAAGAAGACUUGAAAGAUGAAGUAGAUGAUGCUGUACAGAAAGUUUGUAAUGCAACUGGAUGUUCAGAUGUUAAUUUAAUAGUCCAGAACCUGGAAGCUGAGAAUUACAAUAUUGAAUCUGCAAUACUUGCAAUGAACCAGGGAAAAAGAAAUUCGCAAUACCUUUCUUUGGAUGAGGCAGAGGAGAAACUAGAGAUCCAUGGCAGAACUCAGAAACAGCGUGGCUCCUUAUGGGAGGAAGGCGGCAGUGGAAACAGAAUCUUUGGAAGUCAGGGCUUAAGUGAAAAUGGAAAUGAAAACAAUAAAACACAAACUAGUCCUGUUGGAGAAAACAAAACAAGUAAAAGCCAGCCUUCCAAGGUAACAAAUAAACAAAAGAGAGAGCAGCAGCGCCUAGAAAAGAAGAAGCGCCAGGAGGAACGACAUCGUCAGAAAGCACUGGAGAAUAGGAGCAACAACACUGAUAACAAUCGAAGCGAGGCAGACGUUAGUGCACAGGUCACCUUGGUGAAGACCUUUGCUGCCCUCAACAUCUGAUUCGUCUUGGUGUCUUUUAAAACAAGAUGAUGGAAAUGGAUUGCUGAAUAGGAAAUAGACUAAGCUUUCUGAUAAGGCCAUCAUUUAAAAAAAAAAAGAAAGGAAAAAGCUAACAAAACAUAUACCAAAACAUUAGUUUGUUGCUAGCUCUUUUUAAUUUAGCAUUUCAUCAGUGAUGUGUUCUUUUUUAUUGUUGUUUUGACCACACAUACAGUAAAAAUCACCUUCUGUAAAACUCAAGAACUUAGGAAUGGUUAAUUAGGUCAAGUGGAACAUUUUUAAGUGUGGCUCUGCUCUCCCUGACAAUGAGUUCAAUGGUUUUGGACUCUUUCCUUAAUAUUUGGGUGAGUUUUGCUUUAUUAUUCACAAAUUAAUUCAAGUUAGUAGUUUCGAAUUCAGAAUGACAAGCCUUUCCCUUGUUUUUUACAGACAUUAAUAUACAGGGUAGUUUGCAAAUGAUCUCCAACUCAGGAACAAGCUUAGAUUUCUUUUUUUUUUCUUCUCUUCCUAAUUGCAUAGACAAAAAUUUAGGAACUAUUUUUCCAAAGCUGAAUAAUACAAGGUUAGAUGGGGCCUAGUCAGGGUGAAAAUAGAAUAAUGUAGAUUUCUCCCCAUCCUGGAUUUUAAUAUUGAGUUUCAACCUGGACCAGGUGCUCUUCAUGUCUAGUUGUACUCAAGCCAUGUGCUAGCUAAUACUUUUGACUGUUGAUGAGAAAAAAAAAAGAAAAAGCAGAAUUGUUAAUUUCUUGAUACCCAUUUCUUUGAAAUGGAAAGGUUGUCUUAUUGUUUACAAACCAUUUUUGGAAGUUUGGACAUGACUGGAGCAGGGUUUUCUUUUCUUUCAUAGUAAUGAAGGAUAUGUCAAGGAAUUCCUGACUUGAUAUCUGAGAAGAAACUUCCUUCAAAGGGGUUCUUUAUAUGUAGGACU